Molecule: messenger RNA, 1394 nt
Organism: Lycium barbarum (goji berry)
Lineage: Eukaryota; Viridiplantae; Streptophyta; Magnoliopsida; Solanales; Solanaceae
Product: probable glycosyltransferase At5g03795
Exons: 3
Coding region: 90-1160 (356 amino acids)
Molecular function (GO): glycosyltransferase activity
Source: RefSeq, a predicted model, not a curated record
CUUCACAAACGACACACACAAAUGCUGCGUCAUUUCUGCAAAAGGGAUAAGUUAUGAGUCCAAUUAACAAAUGAGACUCAAAAAAGAAAAUGGACAAUACUUCAGAUUCUUCUUCUUCUAGUAGUAGUAGAGUUGUGUGGUUAAUUGCAGUUCCCUUGAUUUUAGUGCCUCUGUAUUUUGGUCUACAAAGUUCAACAAGCUCUACUUUGGUCCUUUCUUUUGGAAAAUUUUCUUCGGCAACAAAUUAUGAUUCUUCCAAGAAUAUUAAUCCACCAAUUGGUGAAUUAGAAAAGAAGUUGAUGAGCAGUUUAGAGAGAGUUGAAGCUGGUCUUGUAAGAGUGAGAGCUGAUAUAAAAGAAGCACAGAGAAAAAAUCAAACAUUCGAUGAUCCUGAGUAUGUCUCUACUGGUCAAAUUUACGGGAACCCCACUACCUUUCACAGGAGUUACUUGGAAAUGGAAAAACAUUUUAAGAUAUACGUAUACGAGGAAGGUGAUCCCCCUGUAUUUCACUAUAGUGCUAGUCAAGGAAUCCUGAGAAUUGAAGGAAUUCUGAUUCAUCAGAUUGAGAUUAGCAAGUUCCAUACUAAUGAUCCUGAAAAAGCCAAUGUUUACUUCCUCCCGUUCAGUGUCUUAUCGAUAGUGAGCUAUGUUUAUGUUGUCGAUUCUCGGGAAUGGGGUCCUAUGCGGAAUACAGCAGCAGAUAACAUUGACAGUAUCUCAAGAAAAUAUCCUUAUUGGAAUAGAAGCCUUGGAUCUGAUCACUUCAUGCUUGCUUGCCAUGAUUGGGCUCCUAAAAUUUCCUUUGCUGUUCCUUACUUAUAUAAAAACUCGAUACGAGUUCUAUGCAAUGCAAAUACCUCUGAAAGAUUCGACCCUAUCAAGGAUGUAUCCUUGCCAGAAAUCUAUCUCCCUCAUGGUACAACGAAUGGCUUAAUUGGAGGGUCGUCUCCAUCCCAUCGUUCUGUUUUAGUUUUCUACGCGGGAGGAACCCAUGGCUACAUAAGGCAAGUGCUAAUGGAGCAGUGGGGAAAAAACAACGAUCCGGACGUGCAAAUCCACAAGUACCUUCCAAAGAACGUGUCGUACUAUGGCAUGAUUAGAAAGAGCAAGUACCGUAUUUGCCCGAGUGGCUAUGAAGUGGUCAGCAAUAGAAAAUAGGGACUCAUUAACUGUUGAACGUUGAGUUUACAACAACAACAACUGAACGUUGAGUUUGAAAUUAUAAUUUUCUGGCUACUCUUAUUGGCUCAAGGUAAAUUUCUGUAUCCGAUGCUCCUUGAUUUAAUUCAGUCAAUCCACCAUAGCUCUCAACAAUGUUAAAACCAAAAGCCAUAACCUAGUGGUUUGUAAACUAAUGGAUUUAAUUUACGUACCUUUGCACGCGUUAAAAAU